Molecule: messenger RNA, 1474 nt
Organism: Punctularia strigosozonata HHB-11173 SS5
Lineage: Eukaryota; Fungi; Basidiomycota; Agaricomycetes; Corticiales; Punctulariaceae
Exons: 7
Coding region: 4-1065 (353 amino acids)
Biological process (GO): G2/M transition of mitotic cell cycle; regulation of cyclin-dependent protein serine/threonine kinase activity
Cellular component (GO): cyclin-dependent protein kinase holoenzyme complex; cytoplasm; nucleus
Molecular function (GO): cyclin-dependent protein serine/threonine kinase regulator activity
Source: RefSeq, a predicted model, not a curated record
GACAUGCGCGCGAUGGAGGCCGAGUACGAGGCCGAGCACAGCGCCGUCAUGGGAGAGCAAGAGGUGGAGGCGCUCGUCGGCGCCGACAGCGAUAUCGAGCUCGAGGAGGAGGUCGAUUUGGACGCGGUUCAGGCCGAGCUCGAGCGUGUGUGGCCCGACAUGCCGACCGCGCACCGACGGAAGUGCGAGGCGGAGGUGGAGCGCAUCAGGGAAACCUUUGGGCAGGAGGAGCUCGAGCCUGGCAUGAUGGAUCCGAGCAUGGUCAGCGAGUACGCGGACGAGAUCUUCGAAUACAUGCAGGAGCUCGAGGAGGAGAUGAUGCCUGGGACGAACUACAUGGACGCGCAGAGCGAAAUUGACUGGAGUAUGAGGCAAACGCUUGUCGACUGGCUGCUGCAGGUGCACCUAAGAUACCACAUGCUGGCCGAGACGCUAUGGAUCGCUGUCAAUAUCGUCGACCGGUUCCUGACGAAGCGAGUGGUCAGCCUGGCCAAGCUCCAACUUGUAGGCGUCACCGCGAUGUUCAUCGCCGCCAAGUACGAAGAGAUCCUCGCUCCCAGCGUAGACGAGUUUGUGUAUAUGACCGAGAACGGGUACUCCCGCGAUGAGGUGUUGAAGGGCGAGCGGAUCAUGCUGCAGACCCUCGACUUCCGCGUCAGCGACUACUGCAGCCCAUACAGCUGGAUGCGGAAGAUCAGCGCCGCCGACAACUAUGAUAUCCAGACCCGGACGCUGAGCAAGUUCCUGACCGAGGUGACGCUAAUCGACUACCGGUUCCUGGGGUGCAAGCCGAGUCUCGUCGCCGCCGUGGGCAUGUACACCGCGAGACGGAUGCUGGGUGGUGACUGGGACGAGGCGUUCGUGUACCACUCCGGCUUCACCGAGGCGCAGCUCGAGAUGGGCUUCCUCCUGCUCGUCGACAAGCUGUGCGAGCCCGAUUUCCACAAGAUGUACGUUUGCAAGAAGUACGCGCACAAGCGGUUCUUGAAGGCGUCCGUCUGGGCCGUGAAUUGGUGCCGGGAACACGAACAUCUCCGCGCUUUCUUGAAAGGGAUGAUCGAGUGAACGACGCAAGAAGAAAAAAGGCUCCUCCCUUGCACAUAUGCACCAGGAUAAUAUCAGCAACGGACCCUGCACCAUACAAUCUCACUCACGCAUUGCAUCGCAUACACAACCCACCAUGCACCAUACAUUUUUUGCACCAGUCUUGGACCUCCAUGCCCCUCACCCUCUUCCGGCAAUCCAACGUAUCCCCGCGCAUCCACGACCUGCAUGCACCCUAGCUUGGGUCCACGCCUACAUGCCGACAUGUCUCUCCUCUUGACGUCUUGUCUGAUAUGCAGAUAAUUGGACGUCUGUACUCUCCCCAAGCGUUCCGCCGGUCCACAUCUACUGCGCCCUCGGUCGGCCGUCCUGUCCUUUCUUCGUUCACCGACCUCGAUCCCCGUCUUCCGCCACCCCAUCUUUAUACUUC